AUGUCUGAACCCAUUAGAAAUAAGAAAGCAGAUUUUCCUGUUGCCCCGACGCCGCAAAACACUCCAGCUAAUAAUGCUCCUAUAUCGUCACACGCUCAACAACCUGGAAUUGCCAGCAUUAAGGAAGAGUCACUUGACCAUGCCGCGGCCGCUUCCCUAUUUGCGAGGAAUCCGGGGCUUGUUUCUAUGAUCCAAGGAAAGUUGGGAUCACUCGUUGGUCGCUCAUCUGGCUAUAUUGAGUCUUUACCUGCUCCUGUUCGUCGACGUGUUGCUGGUCUGAAAGGUAUCCAGAAAGACCAUGCUAAACUGGAAGCCCAGUUCCAGGAGGAAGUGUUGGAGCUUGAAAAGAAAUACUUUGCGAAGUUCACUCCUCUUUACCAGAGACGUGCCUCAAUAGUCAACGGGACUGCGGAACCAACUGAUAAUGAAGUCAAUGCGGGUCAGGGGGAUGAGGAGGAAGAGGUGGAUGUCAAGGGCGACGAAGAGUCUAAAAAGGAGGACAGUGCAGAAUCUUCAAUAGAUGGUAUACCAGAAUUUUGGCUUUCUGCCAUAAAGAACCAGAUUUCUCUGGCAGAAAUGGUAACUGAGCGAGACCAGGAAGCUCUGAAGUAUCUCACAGAUAUCAGGAUGGAAUACCUUGAUCGCCCAGGGUUCCGCCUUAUUUUUGAAUUUGCGGAGAACACGUUUUUCACCAAUAAGACUAUCUCAAAGACAUACUAUUACAAGGAAGAGAAUGGAUAUGGUGGUGAUUUCAUUUAUGAUCACGCUGAAGGCACCAAAAUUGAUUGGAAGGCUGACAAAGAUCUCACUGUUCGUGUUGAAAGCAAAAAGCAAAGAAAUAAAAAUACGAAGCAGACACGCGUUGUAAAAAUCACUGUGCCCGCGGAGUCAUUUUUCAAUUUUUUCUCUCCUCCUCAGCCUCCGACGGACGAUGAUGAUACUGUUACUACUGACAUUGAGGAGCGCCUUGAACUUGAUUAUCAACUUGGGGAAGAUAUCAAGGAAAAAUUGAUUCCUCGUGCAAUUGAUUGGUUUACUGGCGAGGCACUUCAAUUUGAAGAGUUGGGCGAUGAAAUGGAUCCGGACGAGUUCGAGGGCGAGGAUGACGAGGAUGACGAGGAUGAUGAUGAAGAAGAUGAUGAAGGGAAAUCAGACCAGGACGUGGAUGAUGAUUCCGAUGAAGAGGAUGGCACUUCCAAGCCAAAGAAAGAAGCGGCAGAAUGCAAACAAAGCUGA
This is a messenger RNA of Aspergillus tanneri, 1236 nucleotides long. RefSeq names its product histone chaperone NAP1 (gene nap1). Gene Ontology annotation, biological process: nucleosome assembly. The transcript has 5 exons. Gene Ontology annotation, molecular function: chromatin binding; histone binding. The coding region runs from base 1 to 1236 and encodes 411 amino acids. Gene Ontology annotation, cellular component: nucleus; chromatin. NCBI's taxonomy places the organism in Eukaryota, Fungi, Ascomycota, Eurotiomycetes, Eurotiales, Aspergillaceae. The record is from RefSeq and is a predicted model, not a curated record.